AUGCCCUCGUCGGCGUCUCGCCCGAAGAGCGGAAGGAUGAAGCGCCGGCGGUCACGCACGAGAGAAACGCCGACGCGGGGGGAAAAUGCGGGGAGGCGCAGACGGGAGGCGUCGCGCUCCAGCCGUUCCUCUUCAGGUUCCUCGCGGCACUCCACGUACUCCUCCUCCUCCUUGCGGGGGUCAGAUGAGCGCAAGCACUACCCGCUGUUCACGGCAGAGUACGCCAGGCGCUUUGGGCGCAGCAACAUUCCUUUUCUGCGUCUGGACUCCGGCGACAUGCAUCAGAAGCAGCAGCAGCAGCAAUUCACGUCCCCUUUGCUUCGUUUGAAACACGUGUCGUCAACACCGUGGACGCGGGAGCGGCCUCGUUGGAUUUUGUACAAUGAGUACGUGCUGCUGCGUGAGUUGGGUAAAGGCACCUACUCCAAAGUUGUCUUGUGUCGCUCCCUCCGCACUGGUGAUCUUUGCGCAUUAAAGAUAUUUCGCAACGAGCAGACCUACAAGGAGGCGUACUGGAACGAAGUGGGGGCACUUGAGGCGUUAUGUCGACCGCUUGCAGAGGAGGCGGAACGGCAGCAGCAGCAGUACAACAUCGGCGUGAGUAGUGGGGGUCUUGGUGGCGGUGGUAGCGGCGUUUGCAAUGGUGAGGGCAGUCUGACGGCGACCGUGACGGGACGGUAUGAUGCAUUUGGUGGCUCAGCGGUGUGUCAGGGACAAGCGGGUCGUUUCAUCGUCCCCAUUUCACACCUGCCCCAUCCCAUUCAUCACGCGAUUGUUCUGCCCCCUCUUGGAUUUUCGCUGUUUGACGUCCUGCGGCACAUUCGUGAGGAGUCCAUGAAGGCGGCGGGCAAUUUAGCGUCUGGAUCACAGAAAAGUACAUUGCCAAAUGGUGUUGACGAAGAGACUGUAUUGCGUCAACGUGGUGUAAUUGAGGUUCAUUACAGAGGGCUGCCCCUCGAACUUGUACGCUCGGUCCUGUACCAGAUUCUUCUCUUCCUGCGCCACGCUCACCGCCGUGGCAUUGCACACACGGACAUUAAACCAGAAAAUGUUCUAUUUGAAUCCAAUGACACCCUCAUGACGCAGCUUUGCAUUAGGACGCAUCGCCACUCCAACAACUCCUUUGGGCCGUUGGGUAGUCAUGAACAAACUCAAAAAAUAGGUUUGGGUGGUAUUGGUACCUUCACAUCAUCAUCGUCAUCCCCGAAAUCCAUGCAGAAGGGAAUGAGAGUGAGUGAAACCGUAGUGAACGUCAGGCUUCCUGCGAUGAAUGCUGUUCGUGUCAUUGACGUGGGUGCCGCCGAAUUCCUCUCAGAGUGUCGCAAACUAAGCGUGUUGGAUGGUAAGACACCUGUUUUUUACCACCGCAUUCAAACGACGCAUUACUGCAGUAUAGAGGUACUGCUUGGGCUUGGGUGGACGAGUUCUGCGGACAUGUGGUCACUUGGCUGCAUGAUUCCCGAAUUGCUUACAGGGGAUUGUAUCUUUAUGCCACAGGAUGACCUUGAGCACAUUGCCCUUAUGCAGCACAUUAUUGGUCCAUUUGAUAUUCCGGAGAGCAAUGGGCAAUCUGAAACAAUUGUUAGGCGUGUGUUCGCAAAGGGACGUUAUUUUGAAAGCUACUUUGAUACACAUACGAUGCAGUUGGAGUGGCCAUACCGGUUCAAUAGGUCAUCAUCAUCAUCAUCGCAGCGCCGACGGCGUAUUAUUUCACUUGAGGAUAUUCAUUAUGUCGUGUCACGACCAACGCUACAGGAGGUGCUUGAGCCCUUUCCGCAACUGUAUGAUCUCUGUCGACGGCUUUUAGACUAUGACCCACUGCGUCGUAUCACUGCCGCCGAAGCCCUCCAACAUCCAUUCUUUACUUUAACCGCGUAA
This is a messenger RNA of Trypanosoma cruzi, 1878 nucleotides long. RefSeq names its product protein kinase, putative. NCBI's taxonomy places the organism in Eukaryota, Euglenozoa, Kinetoplastea, Trypanosomatida, Trypanosomatidae. Gene Ontology annotation, molecular function: protein kinase activity; ATP binding. The record is from RefSeq and is a predicted model, not a curated record. The transcript has a single exon. Gene Ontology annotation, biological process: protein phosphorylation. Bases 1 to 1878 code for a protein of 625 amino acids.